This is a messenger RNA of Doryrhamphus excisus (bluestripe pipefish), 2159 nucleotides long. Its product is annotated as transmembrane protein 198-like. Lineage: Eukaryota; Metazoa; Chordata; Actinopteri; Syngnathiformes; Syngnathidae. The record is from RefSeq and is a predicted model, not a curated record. Gene Ontology annotation, cellular component: plasma membrane.
UUCAAACUGGAUACCCCGUCCCACGACCCCUCCUCCCAACGCUUCCCUGCCCUCCAACGGACUCAAUUCACGACGCCUGGAGGUGGAGAUUGAGAGGGAUUUGCCCCCGACGGGGGAGGGAAAAAAGUUUACCCCUUUUGGUUUUGAAACUGCCGUUAAAGCAGAGAGAAAAGGAAGAAAGCGGUGUAGCGCCUAAGUGGGGAACAGAACCUCCACUUCCACGGCUAGCUAACCUUCACGAAGUAGUUCGACUUCCACUCUUUUGCACCAUUUUUUGUUAACUUGUUGGCAUAGUUGCCUUUCCUUAAAAAGUAGUCGAGGUAACAAAAAAAAAAGUUAUAGAACCGGUUUUGUCUUGGUUUCCUACCACCGCUUUUGUUUGUGAAUGGUGGAGUCAUUUACCCGCUGACAGCACCAAUUGGUCCGAAGAAGUGAACCUUCCAACGGGCUCGCUCCUAGCAACAAAACACCUCAGAUGGACCUGAGAUAACCUCACCCUAGCCAGUCUUUGUCCCGAUCUUAUUCCGGACCCAAACCCUCGGCAGCAUGGCAGAUCUCAGCGGGCUGAGCACUGAGUCGGCAGAGGCCGGCGGGGCCGAGGUUGACGCCUGUAAGUUGGAGAUCGAGAGGAAGUAUGACAUCAUCCCCGCUGUCAUCUGCUCCAUGUGUUGCCUCUUUGGCAUCAUCUACUGCUUCUUCGGGUAUCGCUGUUUCAAGGCGGUCAUGUUCCUGUCUGGGCUGAUGUUCGGCUCCGUCAUCAUCUUCCUGCUGUGCCACAAGGAGCACGUGCUGGACAUGCAGCUCAGCGUGGAGGCCAGCGCAGGCAUCGGCCUCGGCAUCGGCCUGCUCUGCGGCCUGGUGACCAUGCUGGUACGCAGCGUGGGCCUCUUCAUGACGGGCCUCCUGCUGGGCCUCCUCCUGGCUCUGGCUGCCCUGCUGGUCACUGAGCAGUUCUACAUGCCCACCACCGUGUGGGUGCCCUUGGGGGCGCUGCUGGGAUCGGGCAUGCUGUUCGCUGUGCUGACGCUGCAGUGGCAGAAGCUCUUCACCGUCAUCUCCACGGCGGUGUUUGGCGCCGCCAUCAUGACGGUGUGCGCCGACUACUUUGUGGAGAUGCUCGCUUUGGCGCUGCAUGUGUACGAGUGUUUGCGCCUCACUCCUGGACCGUCUCUCUGCUGGUACAGCUGGGUCAUUCUGGGCAUCUGGCCUGCCCUGAGCCUCAUCGGAGUCCUGGUGCAGUGGAAACUCACAGACAACAGCUUCUCUCACACCGAGGUUGUUUUGAGUCGACGUCAGAAGAGAGUGCAGCUGAUGCGCAUUAGAGAGAAGGACGCCAAGAAGCGACAGCAGGCAGGUGGGCAGGAAGGCACGUACCGCCGUAAACCCACCCCAGUGAAACGUUACGCUGGGGACCUUCUGGCACCGAGCUACCUACAAAGUCUCCGGGACAGACAAAUGGGCACCGGCACUUCCCUUAGCAGCCAAAGCACGGCCAACCAGACCAUGAUCGACUUGGACUGCGACACCAGCUCCACUGUACCCCUCACAGCUACAACGCCCGUCAUCAGGGUCUGAGCGUCAUUAAAACAAAAAGGGACGAUUCUGGUUCUGCAGUAAUCAUCAUGAAGAACAUGUGAGCCACUUCAUGCAAUGUGUGUUGUUUUGUUUUGUGGUUAUGAAAGAGAGAUGCUGCUUUUUACUGGGAAAAAUGAACAUUGAACCACUAGAAAGACACUAGGUCACAAGGCACAAAGUCGUCCAUUUCCUCCGCUCAUCUUGUCCAAACGUAACAGAGCCUGGCGUGUAGAAGCUGACAUGUACUGUACUUCAAAGUUAGCCACAUUACCAUUAAGUGUUGCGUUAUUACAGUGUGUCAUUUUAAGUUUACCAGGACAUGCAAAUGUUAGAGUGAAAUAUGACAUGUCAACAUGAAACCUGUUAAAUCACAAUCAGUCUUUUUUUUAACAGCACUCCGAUUCUGUGAAGUCUUAAAUAUAUGUGUGUGUGUGUCUUAUAAUUUAUUUGUCAUACAUCCAAGUAGUGAUGGGAAAAUUCGGUAGCCGUUAUGCAUGUUGUUUGACUUUUUCCAGGACAAUUGGACUUCUUAGCUGACUGUAAAUACCUGUUGAUAGAAUUUAAUUAAAUACAUGCGUUUGAUA